GCAGACUGAACGGAACGUCGACGACCUCAACAGCCUCAAACGCAUUUAAUUUCACAAGUGAAUUCUAAAGAAAGCAGAAAUAUAAAACAAAACCUUUAAAAUGGCCGCCAUUAAGGAAUCGCUCUUGGCCCCGGUCGCUGAAGUGUUGCCCAGCUCGGGCCAUAAGGUCACCGUUGUGGGCAUCGGCCAGGUGGGCAUGGCCAGCGCCUUCAGCAUUCUCGCCCAGGGAGUCUCCAAAGAGGUCUGCCUGAUCGAUGUGUGCGCCGAUAAGUUGCAGGGCGAGCUGAUGGAUCUGCAGCAUGGCUCCAAUUUCCUGAAGAAUCCCCAAAUUACGGCCAGCACUGAUUUCGCAAUUUCGGCCAACUCGCGUCUGUGCAUUGUGACGGCGGGUGUGCGCCAGAAGGAGGGCGAGUCCCGCCUCUCUCUGGUGCAGCGCAACACCGACAUUCUGAAGAACAUAAUUCCCAAGCUCGUGGAAUACAGUCCCGAUACCAUUUUGAUGAUGGUCUCCAAUCCUGUCGAUAUUAUGACCUAUGUGGCCUGGAAGUUGUCGGGUCUGCCCAAGAACCGUGUCAUCGGCAGCGGCACCAACUUGGAUUCGUCCCGCUUCCGCUUCCUGAUGUCGCAGCGUCUGGGUGUGGCGCCCACCUCCUGCCACGGCUGGAUCAUUGGCGAGCACGGCGACAGCUCCGUGCCCGUGUGGUCUGGUGUCAACAUUGCCGGCGUACGCUUGCGUGAGCUGAAUCCCACUUUGGGCACCGGCGAGGAUCCAGAGAAGUGGAACGAACUGCACAAGCAGGUCGUUGAUUCCGCCUACGAGGUCAUCAAGCUAAAGGGCUACACCUCCUGGGCCAUUGGCCUCAGCACAGCAUCCCUGGCCGCCUCCAUCUUGCGCAACUCCAGCAGCGUGGCCGCCGUUUCCACAUCCGUUCUGGGCGAACACGGCAUCGAUAAGGACGUGUUUUUGUCGCUGCCCUGCAUUUUGAACGCCAACGGCGUUACCUCCAUUGUCAAGCAGAUUCUCACAGCCACCGAGGUCGAGCAGCUGCAGAAGUCGGCCAACAUUAUGGCCGAAGUACAGGCUGGUCUCAAAUUCUAGACCAAAUCCAGCAAACUAACAUUAGUCAAUCGAUAUGAAGGGUGUGAAGUCCAGUGAAAGUAUUUCUGACUACCAAUGUUUGUGUUUAGUGUUUUCUCAAUAUUAUUUAUUAUUUCAUUGAUUACAAGUCUAAUUUUCGUUCCUAAUGAAUAAAUCCUUUAAGUUUAAUUUUAA
Molecule: messenger RNA, 1273 nt
Organism: Scaptodrosophila lebanonensis
Lineage: Eukaryota; Metazoa; Arthropoda; Insecta; Diptera; Drosophilidae
Product: L-lactate dehydrogenase
Exons: 3
Coding region: 101-1099 (332 amino acids)
Biological process (GO): carboxylic acid metabolic process
Cellular component (GO): cytoplasm
Molecular function (GO): L-lactate dehydrogenase (NAD+) activity
Source: RefSeq, a predicted model, not a curated record